Molecule: messenger RNA, 3924 nt
Organism: Cloeon dipterum
Lineage: Eukaryota; Metazoa; Arthropoda; Insecta; Ephemeroptera; Baetidae
Gene: p130CAS
Product: Serine_rich_CAS and FAT-like_CAS_C domain-containing protein p130CAS
Exons: 7
Coding region: 176-2071 (631 amino acids)
Biological process (GO): cell migration; cell surface receptor protein tyrosine kinase signaling pathway
Cellular component (GO): cytoplasm; plasma membrane
Molecular function (GO): protein binding
Source: RefSeq, a predicted model, not a curated record
CUCCCAUUCUCAUCUCCUCUUGUUGUUUUUUUAUCACUGGAGCCCCUCUCUCCGCUCGCCGUCCCGGAUUCACGUCAGUUUUGUGCAGAAAUUAUGGGCUUCCGAGCCCGCUGUUGAAUCAAAACCGGUCUUUAAUCACACCCUCGUGCCGAAGCCACGAAAGGAUCAGUCUGAGAUGUCACAGCUGCCCGAAAACUUCGGGCCAAACAUGCAGAAAUGCAUGGCUAGAGCGUUGUACGACAAUAUUGCCGAGUCUGCGGACGAAUUGGCCUUCAGACGUGGCGACGUCCUCACCGUGCUCGAGCAGAAUACUGGAGGAAUCGAAGGAUGGUGGCUCUGCACCCUGAGAGGACGACAGGGUAUUUGCCCUGGAAACCGAUUAAGGCUGAUCGCCGGCGUCCCUGAAGAGUUCUUCGAGGAGUCGUCGUACUUGGGCGAAGAAAUCGCCUCCCUGCAGCGAAGGGGAAACAGACGCAGCCUUCAGGUGCAGUCGAACAGAGUUGUUACGCCACAGCGGGUGGGAGACAUCUACUUGUACGACCUGCCACCGCACCACACGCAAAAUUUGGCCGCAUCCGGCAGAAACCACUCGCAGCCUGUCAUUUCCGCCUCGGGUGAAUCUUACGACGUGCCGCGGCCAAGUUUUCAGCACGUGCAGCAGUCCUACGACACGCCUCGUUCGAUGUCCUCGGCGUCGUCUUCGCCGCUGCCGCCAGCCGACUGCAGCAGUUACGACGUGCCCCGGCCCCACGCCCCCGUACAGCUCCCGCAGCCGCCUCCGCAACUCCAGCAUCAGCAGCAGGCGUACGACGUGCCCCAGCCACGGGGUGCCGUGUCCCCGGCCAGCUCGAUCUCGUCGCUGGCGACCAACGACUCGUGCAGCCAGUACGACGUGCCACCUCCGCCCGUGAAGACGCGUUCCUCCGCCACGCCGACUCCGCAACCGGCUAACACAGCUUCUCACGUGAUGAAUCCUGCGAUGCUGCUUUAUGACGUGCCGCCGACUGUCACCAAGGACGUCACUACCACGGCCGCCCUGCCGCUCGAACUCACCGCCGCACUGGAAACCCUAUCCCGAUUAGAGGCGGAGCUGCAAGCGUCGGCGGGCAAGCUGCUUGGUUUCGUGGCGCCGAACUGGCGGUGCCUGGACAGCUUGGAGCCGCGCGUUCUGGACUUAAAGCUAGCAGCCCACCGGGUACGCACGGCCCUGCAGGACCUUCUGCGCUUCGGCGAAGGCGCGCUGGGCAACGCAAUCAACGCGCCGGACAAGGGUCUGGCGCCAAAAAUGAACACGCUGAUCAGGCACUUAAAGACGUGCGACUCAAUCAUCACGGCCGCCCUCGAGAUGAUCGACUGGACGGCAGUAUUCCGCGAUGACGCCAGCGCAGAGGCGCCUGACGCGCUCGACAAACUGAUCGCUGUCGCCAAGGAGCUGCCGGACAACUGCAGGCAGACCUGCAGCUUCAUCCAGGGCAACGCGCCCCUCCUGUUCAAGCGAGACGGCCUUGGAGAAGGGCUCGAGGACUACGACUACGUCAACCUCGAGUCCAAGACCAGCCUCGCCAGGCAGCACCUUGAGACCAAGGCCAACCUGCCCCUCGCCCUCAGGGAGCACUACGAGACCCUGGUGACGACGAAGAACGAGAUCGAGGUGCCGAAUCUGGACCCGAGCGACAAGCGCGUGCUGUCGUUCUUCGCGGCGCAAGCGGGCAGCCACGCGAGCAACCUGACGAUGGCGAUCGACGCCUUCCUGCUGACGAUCGAGCAGAACCAGCCCCCGGCCUCGUUCCUGGCGCACGGCAAGUUCGUCGUGCUGAGCGCGCACAAACUGGUGUCAAUCGGCGACUCGGUGCACCGGCACGUGGGCUGCUCGGUGGUGCGCAGUAAGGUGCUGCAGGCGAGCAACGCGCUCAGCGACGCGCUCGCCAGCGCCGUCAACAAGACCAAGAAGGCCGCCCUCCACUUCCCCUCGGUGGCCGCCGUGCAGGAGAUGGUCGACGGCGUCGUCGACAUCUCACACCUCGCCAAAGAGCUCAAGGUGCAAAUUUCGCAGGCGGCUGCGGCCAAUUGAAUUUUGAGAAAUUCCGUUUUUGAAGAAGAAGAAGAAGAAACAAACGGAUUGUUUCAAGUCUAGUUCCGAGUCGAGCGUUGGGGCUGCGUGCUUUUAUUGCUUUGUUUCCCCGUAGACAUCCGAAGCUGUUGAAUUUGUGCUAAAUUUUAGAAGAAUUUAUGUUUCUCGAGUUCUGUUUGCAUUGAUUAGCAAGUUAAUGUGGAAUUAUAGUUAAUUUUUUUAUUUUAAAUAUGAUAUUACAUGAAAAGUUCCCUAAAUAACCAAUUUUUCGAAUUUUACCUGUUACUUUUUUGAGCAAAGGAAACUAAUUGCUUCCGGGGUGAGAAAAAUUAUGAAAAUUUAAUGGUCAGAAGAUAAAAAAAAUAAUACUUUUGUGUCUUGAAUUUUUUUAUCUUUUCAAAAGACUAAAAAUAAUUUUCUGUCGUUUUUGGCGCGAUUGGCUGAACUGAUUUUGGUUUCCAGAACGUUAAAUGAAAUCUUUGCACGCUUAAAAUGCAAAACAUUAGGUUUUCAGUCUGGAAUCGCGACUGAAAAUAAACGAUGGCACCAAUUGUUAGCCACUCCGAACAUAAAAAAAGUAAAUUUCUAAUUCUAGCAUCACUUUUAUCUUCAAUCCUGAUAUUCAGGAUGGGCCAGAUUUAUUCUUUUCUAACUAAAAUAAGAGAACCGUUCCAAAAACUUGCAAAUCAGUGGCUUAGAACUCGAGAAAAUAUCGCAAAUUCAGCAAAUUGAGAAAAUUGAAGUUUUAUGCAUCACGUUAUGAGUUAAGAUAAUUAUAGAAAAUGAUCAGCGAUGAAAAGGAACUCACUGUUCCCCAUCUGAACGAUCGCUGCUGUUUCUAAAAUGCUUUCCAACAUCCAGUUUUGAUUAAAAAUGUUAUAGUUUUACAACAAAAAGUGAAAUUAGUAAAUUUUAGUUUUUAAAUGUGUACGUUUAAGAGUUUGCACGGCACGCAGUCCUGACAGUUAAAAAGCACCGCUCAAAACCGCGACCACGUAUUAAUUUGGUCUCAAACUAAAUGUUCGGGAGUCCGCGUCCGGACCCCGUGGCUGCUGUACAGUCUGAUUAAUGCCUACUUCUUAAAACUGUCUUUAAUUUUAGUGUUUUUUGCCUUUUUGGCUCAUUUCCGAAUUUUAUUUUUCGACGCGUCUUCCCUUUAAUUGCCAUAUAUACACAUACAUGUUUUGUUUACAACUAUCGAGAUUCUAUUCAUUCCACCAUAUUCAUUGUAAUUUUAAUGUACGCGUAUACUGUAUACUGCGCUGUCCUGCGGCUUGUUGUUCAACGCAUUUUCUCCUCUCGGAGAAAUAUGCUUACGCUGUAAGGUCACGAAAGAAGCGGAGAAUAGUGCACCACCUUAGAAAAAAAAUUGUUGUUUCGCAUUUCGCACAAAUAGAAAUAAAAAAAUGCUUUGAGUGUGAAAAGACGAGAACCGUGCCAUUCCAAUAUAUAAAAGAAAAUCUUGCCUACAACGCAGGGUUGCAUUUGUUUUGUUUCUUCACCACUGGUUUUUAACGAUUUUUACCAAUUUCUUGCGCAGGAAAUGAAUUCAUUCCAUUUUCCCAUGUAAAAACAAGUCUAAUUUGUCAUGAGCUUGAUUAAAAACUAUCGAAAACUGAGGAGCUUGCAAGAAACUGGUUAAAAUUGAUAAAAAAAACCUUUUUUACCACUGCACUGCAAUUUUUAAAAAAUGCGGGAUUUUCGCAACCCUGCUGCAAUGGAAAUGUUUUAUAUAAAAAAAUUUGAUUAUUUGGUUGUGAUGCUACAAUAGUAUUUCAGAUUGAUUUUAACUCGAACGCGUUGUAAUCCGAAAUAAAGGAAAAAGCUGCGCAUAUACCCCAUUUGAAUCUGAA